Molecule: messenger RNA, 800 nt
Organism: Entamoeba nuttalli P19
Lineage: Eukaryota; Evosea; Mastigamoebida; Endamoebidae
Exons: 1
Coding region: 171-800 (209 amino acids)
Source: RefSeq, a predicted model, not a curated record
AUGAGUCAACAACCAACAUAUGAAAAAGUAUAUCAGAACAUAAGCAUUGGAGACAAUGAAGAGAAUAUACAAAAGAAUAUACAAAAUGAUGAAAUAAACAAAGAGAAUGAACAAACUAAAAAAAUCAAAGAAACAGAAUGGCAUAAACCCAAUGAAAUUCAACAAAACCAAUGUCAACAAUAGACAAUGACAUUACUAAAGAAGGAAGCGAUGAACAAAGAAAAGAUAUAAGUGAGAGAGAAAUAAAACAAGAGUAUUAUAAUUUUGAAAAAUACAAAGACAUUUUAUUAAGAAUUAGCAUCUUAGUUAAAACAAUACAACCAAUGGCAAAUUCAGAAACUGUUAAUAGACUGAGUAACUUAAUUAUUCAUAACUUAAUUAUGUAUGGAAGAAAUGUUGAAGAAUGGAGAGAAAUAGAAGAGUUUGGAGAAAUAGAUAUUGGAGUUAUUCAAAGAAAUAUAAUUAAUCAAAUUGUAUCAACAUACCGAAAACAUGAAGUAAUCAUUAAAGCAAUAUUUGUUGAUAAAGUAAAAAGAAUAAUAACAAGAAUCAAAGAAGGAAAUUUUUCAAUUGAAGAAAUAUAUAAAUAUCCAUUAAUUGGAACUGAAUGGGGAUAUGCAUUUGAUAUUGCAUUAUGUAAUGAAAUUGUUCAUAAAGGAAAUGAAAUGUAUUAUGAAUAUUUGAAUAAUCCAAUUAUUUCAUAUUAUUUAAUGUAUCAAUUUGGAGCUGUUGAUAAACAAAAGCAAAUAGAAAUCAUCAAAACAAGAAUAAAUUUUUUGAUGAUGUUAUUCAAUAUGUAA